Molecule: messenger RNA, 3341 nt
Organism: Pelodiscus sinensis (Chinese soft-shelled turtle)
Lineage: Eukaryota; Metazoa; Chordata; Testudines; Trionychidae
Source: RefSeq, a predicted model, not a curated record
CCUUCCUCAAUCCUCUCCCCCGGUAGAUGGCAGCUUCGCUGGACCCGCAGACAACUUGGGAGCAAGGCAGGAGACCGGAGGGAAGAGGGAGGGAGGGCGAGGGAAGCGCUCAGACUCCUGGCUACUCCGCUCCGCUGUCUCAGCCCCUUCGCUCCGAAUCCGCUUGCUCUGUCCACACGGCAGCGGGAGCCUUGGACACCCUCUGCCUGACCGCUUCUACGGAAGAGCCCUGGCCAGCCCGCCCAAGGUGCCUGCCGCCAUGCAGCACUACGGAGUGAACGGCUACUCUCUUCACGCCAUGAAUUCCCUGAGCGCCAUGUACAACCUUCACCAGCAGGCGGCGCAGCAAGCCCAGCACGCCCCCGACUACCGGCCCUCGGUGCAUGCCCUCACGCUGGCGGAGAGGCUGGCUGACAUCAUUUUGGAGGCCCGUUAUGGAUCCCAGCAUCGCAAACAAAGGAGAAGCCGCACAGCCUUUACCGCCCAACAGCUGGAAGCCCUGGAGAAGACAUUCCAGAAGACUCACUAUCCAGAUGUGGUCAUGCGGGAACGACUGGCCAUGUGCACCAACCUACCAGAAGCCAGAGUACAGGUUUGGUUUAAGAACAGAAGAGCCAAAUUCCGGAAGAAACAGCGCAGCCUCCAGAAGGAGCAGCUGCAGAAGCAGAAGGACUCUGAAGGGAACCACAGCGAGGGGAAGACGGAAGCGCUUGCGCUGGAAAGCCAGACUCCCACCCCGGAUGUAGAGAAGCCUCCGAGCCAGCCGAGUGAGGUGAGCACGGAGCUCACGCUCACCUUGUCAGAGCAGUCAGCCGGCGAGUCCGCGGCAGAGGACCAGACGGACAGAGAGGAGGAGUUUAAGAACUCCUUGGAGGAAGCCAAAGCAGACAAAGGCUCCAGCACUGAGAACAAGGCUCUGAACUGCAAGAGGGCAAGUCCAAAAGCAGAGUCUCCCAUCAGUGCCACGGUGACACCUUCCUCCAGCAGCGGCAUGCCUCCGACUCACUCCUACUCCUCUUCGCCUCUGAGCCUCUUCCGUCUGCAGGAGCAGUUCCGCCAGCACAUGGCCGCCACUAACAACUUGGUCCAUUACUCCUCCUUUGAAAUGGGGACCCCGUCCACCAUGCCCUACUUGGGCAUGAACGUCAACAUGGCCCCCCUCAGCUCUCUCCACUGCCAGUCGUAUUACCAGUCGCUCUCCCACGCCCAGCAGGUCUGGUCUUCGCCCAUCUUGCAGGCUUCUAGCUCCCUGCCGACGCUGAACAGUAAAACGACGAGUAUCGAGAAUCUAAGGCUCCGGGCAAAGCAGCACGCUGCCUCCCUUGGACUUGACACCUUACCAAACUGAUCGCCCGGCAGCAGGGAAAACCCCACCCUACUGUCGGCCUCAAGGGAAGGCACCCAGCUAAACGGAAAAUGCACAGCUCUGGUCUCCACAUGGAUCAAGGUGCUCCCUUUCGGGGGAAACUUAACUCCUUUACUUCUCCUGUAGCUCCAUUUUCACAUCAGAUACAGCUACUGCCCUACUUCCAUGGUAACAUUUAAAAAGGAAAGGAAGAGGGUGUGUACUUAGAUUUAAAACAAACAAAAAAAAACUAUCCUGAGGACUGAGGAGUUAAACCUGUCAUGUUCGGAAAGAUCCCUCUUUCGUUGAUACUGUGAUAGAGUGCCAACUGUGUUUUGUUUUGUUCUUUGGAAAACCUCAUUCCCACGCCACCUCCAGUUUCAUACUGUGUACAGAUUCCAUUGUUGAAAGCAUCCUUCAACUUUGUGUGUUGCUGUCAGUGUUGCCUUAUGCAGAAAUGUGGAGCAUUUUGCUUUGCUUCCUCCCCUUCCCCCACGUAUUUCAGAUUUAGAUGUAUAGUAACUAGAAGCAAAAUUACAAUCCAAAAAAAAAAAACUUGCCAGUUCUGAGUCGCACUUCUUUGACUGGCGUUCUAAACAAGGCUCACAAGAGCAAUUGAAAGAAACGUUUCUGAAUGCCAUUAGCAUAUCUUCUCCAGGUCUCCAUUAACACAGAUUUUGUAAAUGCCAGGAAAUGAUGUAAAGGCUUAUUUCCUGUUAAAGCACUUCCUGUGGGGUAGGAACGUUUUAAAAGCACUUCUUCAAAGAUAGAGGACAAAGAAUUUGCCACCCUGCACUGCUGGUUAGAAAGUGAGGAAAAAUGAGAGCACUAGAUUUUGUCAAAUUCGUAAGACUUUUUUUUAAUUGAGGUUGCUGCGUCUUUGUUCUUCACUGAAGUGUAUACUCUGCUAUUUAUAAAUGAUGUGUAAAAAAGCAUUUUGGUCUAACUUGGACAACAAAGAACAAUAAAAAGUUGGUAUGAACUCCUGCUGCGUUCAUACGCCACUUGCAUUAUAUGGCGGUUCAUCAAAACCGUGAUUAGUUCAAGCUGUGUUUAGGAAAAUUGUCUCCAUGCCAAAUUCUGUCCUCAGACCACAAACGCUGGGGGCUCCCCGAUUUGUCUCAGAAACUGACUAACGAGAGAAAGAUAGGCUAGAGGUGGGGCUAAACAAAUACCCAUAUCUGAACGCUCCUGAUUUUUGGAGAUGACUAAAAUCCAAACCGCGAUCUGGAUCUCAGUUUUGCAAAUGGCCAUUCCUCUUGAUGGAAAGCCAAAGCAAAAUGCCAGAUCCAGCCAUCCGCCAGCCCGGUGGGAUGUUAUACAUUUUUUAUUCAAAUCUUUAUGAGCCUGAUCCUUAGCUGAUACUGUUAAUAGAGCUAUGCUAGUUUACCCCAGCUAAAAUCUGGCCUGUAUGAGAUUAGUGUAUGUUUAUCUACAUAUAACAAGAAUAUCUGUUGAGCUAAAAGCAUUCAUUGACUUCUAUUUUGCCUAGCCCCGUCCCAUGACCAAUGCAAUUACGCGAGUACAGAAGAUAAUGUCCAAUGUACUUUUCUAAAUGUGGGGAAAAUAAUACAACCCACUCUACUGCAACAGUCAAAAGCUGCUCUGCGAAAAGUCUCUCUCAAUGAGUUACCAGUGGUGACUAGAACUGAUUGGGAAACUUCUCUUCACUGUCUUUCAAAAAUUUCAGACAAUUUUUUUUUUCACCGGGGGAGGUGAGCUACGGAAGACACAUUUUCACCAAAAAUGGAAAGAAGCGUGCGUAAACUUCAGACAAACGUUCCGAUGGGAAAUGUUCAUUCAGCUCAAGUGAUUGACAGAAUAAUGUAUGUCAUCACCAACACGGCAAGAUGCAGCCCGAUAACGGGUGUUUUGUCUGAGAUCUUCCAAAUAAAACCAAACCAUAUGGGUACCCUUUCUUAGGCCUUCUGGAAAAUCCCACACUUUUUUUUCCUCUUUUUUUUUCCCCUCCUCCCUCCCUUCCCUUAUUUAUUCU